AUGGAGUGGUCGAACGAAGUGGUGUUAGAAUUUUUAUCCCUAUAUGAAGAAGAAUCUAGUAUUUGGAACCCUCGGGAUCCAAACCAUAAGAACAGAAAUUUAAUUCAUGAUGCCUGGAAGAGAAUUGAAGAGAAAAUGUCCAUAAAAUGUUCAAUAGCAGAAUUGAAGAAAAAGAAAGAGACAUUGAUGGGAACCUUGCGGAAACUGUUACAGAAAGUGAAAGCAUCAUCAAAAACGGGUAGUGGCACCGAUGAAGUGUUCAAACCAGAGUGGUUCGCCUUCGACUUCAUGCACCGCUUUUUGCAAGGAGUUUAUUUACCCAUACAAACGAAAGAUUCAGAGAUGUCACAAGAUGAAGGACGUACAGAAGACAACGACAAUACUGACGGAAAAGAGUCAGAAGAAGUGACUGUCACUGAAGAAAUUGCAAAUGGAAGCCAGUUGCAACCUCCAAAAGCGAAGAGCGCAAAAAGAAAAAUUCACCUGCUACCAGAUAUUGACAAAAGGAUGGACGAAGCUUAUAAGGUCUUCAAAAAUGUUACAGACACGCAGAUGUCCCCUCCAGAUCAGUGUUCCUUGUACGGAGACCUACUUGCUACAAAACUGAGAGCCCUUGAUGCAGAUACUAGAGAAAUGGCAAUGAUUGAGAUUGACUUAUUAGUUUAUCGUUUAAAGCACAGACACACUGAAACUUAUCAACAGCAUUUUGGCCACGUGCAUCUUCAAAACGUUCCAAUUCAGUCAACAGCUCCUUUUCCUCACAACUCCAGUCACUAUCAGCAAGUUAAUUUUGAACCGGUUUUUCAACCCACGUUAAGCAGACCUUUGUCAUCCGCUUCAUCACAACACUCAAUACGUUCAAACAAUUUUUCUUUCACCACAACAUCACCUUCCUCUUCAUCUCUUGCGCCAACAUCCCAACAAGUUCAGACAACCGUAUUGCCAUUUUCGUCCCCAUCUGCUGUGAAUUACUUAGAACACUCAACAACUACAUUACCCUCGACAUCUGCUGCAACAAGACAAAGCUUCUCUAACUACUUUAGUGCUGAAGUUGAUAGUCCUGGAGACUCGAAUGCCGACACUUAUGAAGACUACUGA
This is a messenger RNA of Phaedon cochleariae (mustard beetle), 1098 nucleotides long. NCBI's taxonomy places the organism in Eukaryota, Metazoa, Arthropoda, Insecta, Coleoptera, Chrysomelidae. The record is from the annotation of a GenBank genome assembly.